This is a messenger RNA of Penaeus vannamei (Pacific white shrimp), 1929 nucleotides long. The record is from RefSeq and is a predicted model, not a curated record. NCBI's taxonomy places the organism in Eukaryota, Metazoa, Arthropoda, Malacostraca, Decapoda, Penaeidae.
CAGCCAGGCGCCCCUGCCACCCCCGCGUGAUGAACACCGCCUCAGUGUGGCCUCCAACGCCUCGGCAGGAUCUGGCCGGUCAUCUCCAAGGGGCAGCAUCAGUGGAGAGCCGCACCGUUUGCCUCCCCGCCUCCCCCCGGACCUCAUCCAAGUCCCCCAUGCUGUCCCCUUCCUCGCCCAUGAGUCCAGCCCCGAGGUCAGCCUCGGUUCCCCCAGGUGGGGUUGUGGCGACAGUGGUGGGCGGUGUGUUACGGAACUCUGAGGGCCGCGAGUUGUAUGGCCCGGUGCUGCGGCAGCGGCCACCCCUCGGGCGAGGCUCGUUCAGCGAAGACUCGACGGCCUCGUCGGCCUCCACCAACAGUUCGACGAGUAGCGCCAAGGCCGGGCAGCUGUCCUCCAACAGCAGCAGUACCGAGAGUGUCAACUCCCAGGAGGGAGCUGGGCAUCGCCAGCAGAACACCAGCAGCGUGCCCCCGACGCCCCCUCCGAAGCAGAGGCAGGAAAACCUAGAAGCAAGGCACAUGGAGCUCCUCAGGCGCCAGAAGCAGCUGCAAGAGCAAUACCAGCGCCUCCAGGCCCUCCAGCGUUCAGGAGGUCGUCUCGCUCCGGCCAACGUGGACUUGAAGAAAACGGGGAGCGAGAGCAAUCUGUCAGCCCGCCUGGGCCUCUCCCUGGCCCCGGUGUCGCACGGGUCCCUCUCCAACCUCGCCUCGUCCCCGUCCCCAUCCCAGUCGCAGGCCUCCCACACCAACACCCUCCCCAACCCCAAGACCUCCUCCCUGGCCACCGUGGGAGGGGACGCGCACCUGACGACGAAGCGCACGAGUGGUGGCCUGGUGGAGACCGAUAUUCUCUGAAGGCCCUGGGCUCUGUUUAUACACUGAGUAUGGAGGAAGACUCUCCUUAUUCAUGAGAAUAGGAUAUGUAAAUAUGUAAAGUUUAUACAUACAAGAAACUGCCAACAGAGAGACUAAGGGAAACUUACCAUGCAAUAUACGCUUUGUUUAGGACUCAUUUUGCGUCAUUUGACAAAACAUAAUUUUUGUCAUGGUUAUUUCAAGGUUUAUCUAUGUCAUUAAAAUCAAAAGACUUUUUGCCUACCAAACUCCUUGAUCAAGAAGAAGAUUUUAAGGAUGAUUUCUUAUCCGAUGACAUAAAGUUCCAAAAAGGGUGGACACAAAAAUGUUGCUCAAAACAGGAUGCUAAAGACAGCCAACAGAGGAGUAUAAUUAUAUGUUAUACUUGGUGUACUAUAAUGAGUGAGGAACAGAGAUUUCUGUCUGAAUAUAACAUGUAGUUAUAGUCCUGGCAAAAGGAAUAUAAGCAACGCUAAAAUUGUUUAAAAAAAGGUGUGCAAGUCUAUGAUCUUAAGCCAGCUUUGUAUGUCUGUAUAUUUAAUGAAACAACUGAUUUGUAUUACAUACUCAUUAACAUUUGGAGUGUGUGCGUGUGUGUGUGUGUGUGGUAAAAUCAAUAUUUAGAGACCAUAAUCAUCAUAGUAAUAAAAACUUCAUCAAGUGUAGUUUCAUAAUUACAGUGCUGAUUUAACAAGUGUGGGUAUUGUUAGGUUGGUGUAUCCGCGCAGUAUGGCACCCACAUGAGCGAAGCAUAUCAGGGUCCUGCAUAAACUAUGUUAUAUUAGUCUAACCACAAUAUAUGUUUAAGUGUCAUAUUUUUACUAAAUAAUCUUGAUUCAUGGUUGAUUUUCUCUUUUAAAGUAUUUCACUUGAUAUCUAUUUUAUAGCUUGGCUUUGGGAUUAAUAGACUUGCAAUUAAUUUCUUUACUCAUGAAUUAUGACAAGAAAGUUUCAUGUAAAUAGGUUAUAAAACUGCACAUGUUUAUGUAUCUGAUACUGUCAAUUGUGUCAUUUUAUUUAUUUGCCUUCUUUUGUGACGAUGUUGCGCACAAUACCAUUGUCACAACUUAAA